Mesorhabditis spiculigera is the source of this 1278-nucleotide messenger RNA. The record is from the annotation of a GenBank genome assembly. Lineage: Eukaryota; Metazoa; Nematoda; Chromadorea; Rhabditida; Rhabditidae.
AUGGAACGGAUAUUGCGCUCAACGCUCGCCCUGCUGGCAUUUCGCACCUUGCUGGUUACUGCGUCUGAAGCGAUUAAAACCGAGCAGGAACUCGUGCAAAUUUUUAUGAACCAAGAAGAUGUGCAUUCCUCUGAAGAAUUGCAUCGCAUAAUCGGGCCCCUGAAGGAAAUUCCAGAUUAUCGGCACUGGAAUUACGAUGAAUUGACGCAAUAUCUAAAAGGCCUGAAUAAGCAAUUCCCGAAUCUGACGCAUUUGUACAGCGCGGGCCGUUCGGUCGAGGGAAGGGAGCUGUGGGUGUUCUGCAUAUCGAAAAGCCCGAACCGGCAUGCCUUUGUGGAUACCACUCGAAUCCAUUUAAUGCCGUCAAUGAACCCAGAUGGAUAUGAGGAAUCGGUUGAAGGGGCGGAUACUGGCAAAAGAGGACGAGAAAAUGCGAAUCGCAAGGAUUUAAAUAGGAAUUUCCCGACGAGGUUUCCCAAUUAUUUCCCUUCUCAAAACCCAGAGCCCGAGACAUUGGCCAUGAUGAGUUGGUCGAAAAGCUUGCCAUUUGUCUUAUCAGCGAAUUUACAUGGAGGUUCUAUGCUCGUAAAUUAUCCAUUUGAUGAUGCUCCAACCAGGGUGAAAGAUAGUAAAUAUACACCAUCGCCGGAUAAUGCGUUAUUCGUACGGCUGGCAUAUUCGUACGCCAAGGCGCAUGAUCGGAUGUGGAAACAGGGCCCACGAUGCAUCGACGAGGAAUUAAAUUCACCUGGUGACCCAAAGUACGGUAUUGUAAAUGGAGCGGAAUGGUAUAUUGUAUCUGGUGGAAUGCAGGAUUGGAAUUACGUCCACACGAAUUGCUUUGAAGUAACCGUGGAGACGAACUGUGCGAAAUUCCCGAAAAAAGAGGAGAUGAGAUGGUUGUGGAAGGAAAAUAAUUACGCCAUGCUUCACUAUAUCUCAUUAGUGCACAAUGCCAUCUCGGGUUUCAUUUACGAUAUGGAAACUGGACAAGGCAUCCCAAAUGCUACCGUAUCGAUCGACUUCCGUAGCAAAAUUAUUACAUCUUAUGAGGGCGGAGAAUUCUGGAGACUUGCUAAUAUUGGAGACUAUGAGGUCACGUUCGAUCACCCUGAAUAUAUACCAGUUACCCGAAAAGUUUCAUUAACAAAAGAGAAGCGUUCGGCUAGAUUAGAGGUCGGCCUAGCUCGAAUACCAUCCGAAUAUGCGCACGAUGGCCCUGAACUUCGGAGUUAUGAUGACAUGACACGAUUCCUCUACUUUAUUGACGUAUUCAAG